Molecule: messenger RNA, 1716 nt
Organism: Musa acuminata AAA Group (dessert banana)
Lineage: Eukaryota; Viridiplantae; Streptophyta; Magnoliopsida; Zingiberales; Musaceae
Product: serine carboxypeptidase-like
Exons: 9
Coding region: 72-1595 (507 amino acids)
Biological process (GO): proteolysis
Cellular component (GO): vacuole
Molecular function (GO): serine-type carboxypeptidase activity
Source: RefSeq, a predicted model, not a curated record
CCACGCUUUAUAAACUACCAUUCCCCUCCUCUCUCUCCGCACCGUCCUCCUUUUAUCUUCCCUUGCAAAUCAUGGGAAAUCUCUCUCUCUUCUUCCUCCUCCUCCUCGUCUCCGGCCUCUUUCUCUCCCACGCCGCCUCCGCCGGCUCGAUUCCCGACGACCUUCGCCUCCCCUCCACCUCCGCCUUCCCCCGCGCCAGCGCCAAGAAGCUGAUCCGAGCCCUAAAUCUCAUCCCCAAGGACGCCUCCCCCGAGUCCACCGUCGGCUUCUCCUCUGAUGCCUCGCGGAAUAGGAUCUUCGAGAGGCGUUUCCGCUUCCCUGGCCUCUCCGAUGGGACAUCUGUUGAUGAUCUCGGCCAUCACGCCGGUUAUUACAGCCUUCCUCACACCCAUGACGCCAGGAUGUUCUACUUAUUUUUCGAGUCGAGGAAUAGCAACAAGGACCCGAUCGUCAUUUGGUUGACGGGAGGACCUGGCUGCAGCAGUGAAUUGGCGGUUUUUUAUGAGAAUGGGCCUUUCGGUAUAGCCGAUAACAUGUCACUUGUGUGGAACCAAUUCGGUUGGGAUCAGGCAUCAAAUCUUAUAUAUGUUGAUCAGCCCACUGGAACCGGUUUCAGCUACAGUUCAGAUAAGCGUGAUCUUCGUCACAAUGAAAAGGGAGUUAGCGAUGACCUGUAUGACUUUCUACAGGCAUUUUUUGCUGAACACUCAGAAUAUGCAGAAAAUGACUUUUACAUAACUGGUGAGUCUUAUGCUGGGCACUAUAUUCCUGCUUUUGCCAGCCGUGUUCAUCAAGGAAACAAAGAUAAAGAAGGCAUUCAUAUAAACCUGAAGGGUUUUGCAAUUGGGAAUGGACUAACUGAUCCAGCAAUCCAGUACAAAGCAUACACUGACUAUGCAUUGGAUAUGGGAAUUAUUAAGGAAUCUGACUACAAAAGAAUUAACAAGAUUUAUCCAGCAUGUGAACUUGCCAUCAAACUUUGUGGAACAUCAGGGACUGUCUCUUGCUUGGCAUCGUAUUUAGUCUGCAACACUAUAUUCAGUUCAAUCAUGCGGAUAGCUGGAAAUGCAAAUUAUUAUGACAUCAGGAAACAGUGUGAAGGGAGCCUGUGCUAUGACUUCUCCAACAUGGAGAAAUUCCUCAAUCUGAAGUCCGUUAGAGAGACUCUUGGUGUAGGAGACAUAGAAUUUGUUUCAUGUAGCCCUACCGUGUAUGAAGCCAUGCUCACCGACUGGAUGAGGAACCUGGAAGUGGGCAUUCCUGCUCUGCUCGAGGAUGGCAUCCAGUUACUUGUCUAUGCUGGAGAAUAUGAUCUUAUUUGUAACUGGCUUGGAAAUUCAAGAUGGGUUCAUGCCAUGGAAUGGUCUGGCCAGAGUGGCUUUGUUUCCUCAUCUGAAAUCCCAUUUUUGGUGGAUGGAGUAGAAGCUGGACUUUUGAAGACACAUGGAUCUCUUAGUUUCUUGAAGGUUCAUGAUGCAGGCCACAUGGUCCCCAUGGAUCAGCCCAAGGCUGCUUUAGAGAUGCUGAAGAGGUGGACACAGGGGAAGCUCGCUGAAGAUUCUACCGGUUCGGUGAACCUCGACGCCGAAAUGUAACAUGCUGAACGGUAGUCUGCUAGGGAUGGACAAAUUCGAGUCAAACUCUUUCUGUAAGAUAUGUAAAUGAAUGAAUGAAUGAAUUAUCAGAAAUUUGUGGAGUUCCUGCCACUUUUUAUCA